This is a messenger RNA of Marchantia polymorpha subsp. ruderalis, 398 nucleotides long. Lineage: Eukaryota; Viridiplantae; Streptophyta; Marchantiopsida; Marchantiales; Marchantiaceae. The record is from the annotation of a GenBank genome assembly.
GGGGCCGGGCCUAGCGGGACUGGGCGUAUGGCACGGACGCGGGCGGGCGCACAUGCUGCCUGACUCAGCGAACUCUUGCCACAUGGCGAGGCCUCUCUCCGUCCCGACUUCGCACCCGCGGCUCCCUUAUUUCCGCUCGUCCUGGCUGCCCACCCGCGCCUCCCCGCGCUGUCGCUCCGCCUUUUGCGGGCGCUGCUGCCGAAGAUCUUCGUUGGCGCUGUUUGUUUCUACCUGUCGUUGCUGUUGCCGAUCGCGAUCUUCUGCCCGCUUCUCUGGUUUCCAUUAACCCUCGUUCCUGCCCAGCGGACAUUCACCCGGCGGGUGGGCAGGGCAGGCGCCGGGAGCCCGCCCGCCCGCCCGCCCGCCCGAGGAGUGAGUCAGACAUUUGAACGCAGGCU